Messenger RNA from Phlebotomus argentipes, 2685 nucleotides. RefSeq names its product PTB domain-containing adapter protein ced-6 (gene ced-6). The record is from RefSeq and is a predicted model, not a curated record. Bases 577 to 1911 code for a protein of 444 amino acids. The transcript has 6 exons. NCBI's taxonomy places the organism in Eukaryota, Metazoa, Arthropoda, Insecta, Diptera, Psychodidae.
GGUGGAGAAACAAGUAUAUAAAUUGUUUUGCUGGCUGCUGGCAAGUGAGGAAAACGUCACUGAUUUUCAAAUUGGUAUUCACUGUGUUUGUGCAGCAUGUCGUGAUGGGAUCGCGCGAUGAUCGGCGAACAUUCGCGUGGUGUUCGGGUGGAUUUUGUACAGUGUGAUCGCGCAACGGAGCUGAAAGUCAGUUGAAUUCGCUGUGCGAUUGUCAUUUGUGGUUAGUCAAUGUUGAUCAAUACGGUGGAAUAGAAGUGGAGACGUGCUUUCUCGAGCGAUUUUGCCAGGAGAGGAGAGAGAGAAAGAGAAGAGAUUUGUGAGACAAAGAAGUGGUUAAAUAGGAGUGGAAUUUUGUGAUCAACUUCUAUAUGGAGUUCUGUGGAUAAAAGAAAGAGAGAGAGAGAGAGCGAUCAAGAUCACAAGGCGCUGGGUAGAGUUUUUAUUUGAAGGAAAAUUCAUAUCGACAGUGCAUUUAUCCUCCCAUUAAUGCUCACAAGUUUGUAGCUGUAUCAUCACCCAGCAUAUCGUCAAUUGAGCACAAAAUUAGUGAACCAGGAAGUGCAGAGAGAGGCCAUUAUGUCUACGCUUAUGUUUUGGAACAAACAGAAUGGUGCUAAUCAGAAUGGGGGUGAUGCAAAGUCCGGCAAGAGAAACUGGCUCCACGCUCCGGAUGUUCUUGUCAAUGGUCACGUUGCCUAUCUAGUCAAAUUCCUGGGAAGCUGUCCUGUGGAGCAGGCGAAGGGGAUUGAGGUGGUGAAGGAUGCUAUCAGGCGUCUGCAGUUUGCGCAGCAGAUGAAGAAGGCGGAAGGUGGGACUAAUGUGAAGGCGAAGAAGCUGGAGAUCACGGUGAGCAUAGACGGCGUGGCGAUUCAGGAGCCGCGCACACAAACUAUCCUGCAUCAGUUCCCGCUGUACAAGAUCUCCUACUGUGCUGACGAGAAGGGUGUGAAGAAGUUCUUCAGCUUCAUCGCCAAAACGGGUGGCGUUGCGAAUGGGGAGACAACACCGAGUGAGGAGGGACAUGAGUGCUUCGUGUUCAUCUCCAGCAAGUCUGCAUCGGAUAUCACACUCACCAUUGGUCAGGCCUUCGACUUGGCGUACAGACGGUACAUGAAUGAGAAUGGCAAAUUUACGGAGAUGACAAAGCUGCAGUCGCAGAACAAGCAUUUGGACCGAACGGUGACACUGUAUCGGCAGCGACUGAAGGAAUUGGUGGAGAUUUUGCCUAAGAGCGAUCUGGAUCGACUGCUUGUGCGUCUGGGUUUGAAGGAUAUACUGGAGGUGCCGGUAAUGGAGAACGGCAUCGAUAAUCACACGGCAGCGAUAAAUGGCAAGAAGACACCAGAUUUGGGCAUUGACGUCUCGGCGCCAUGUAACGAUGAUCAGCUGCUGAUUGAGACGUCGCCUAAGCACUUUGCUCCAAUAGUCCCGCCACGAAAUCUGCAGACACAGAUCAACAACACGCUGGAGGCGCUGAAACCCAGCGUGGGCACAAAAUUGGAGGGAUUGCUGCUGAAUAGCGACUCGGACAGUGACUUCGAUCCGCGCGCAUGCGAAAGCGAAACGCCUAAUGGGCACAAGAUUGCCAAUGAUCUAUUUGGGUUCGAACCACCCAAGACGAUGGGUCAGCAAUUGUUUGCCAGCAGUGUCAAUAAUGGCACAAAUCACACCAACGGCAUAAACGGGAGUGCCGGGAUGCAGGCCAUCACGCCGCCACUCUUGGCUCCGCCACCAAAAACCACCGUGCCGCGCCGAAGCGGUCCGGCUCAAGGGCUCACAAACUCCAGUCAAGAUUUAUUCGGAUCGGCGCCCUUCAAUCCCCAUCCGGUGGCUUUUGAUACUUCAAACAAGGGCCUAGCGUUUGGGGUUGACGACUUUACGCUGGAAAGUUUAGAUCCCCUCCGGAAGUGAAGUGUGUGGAGGCUGAGCCAAUUUAGAGCGAUUAUGUCAUAGAAUUGAUGAGAGAUAGACAAUAAGAGGAUAACAUGCGACGUAUUGUUUCUUCAAUGUGGCAAUUUGUAAAGAUUUUUUCAUGUCUUAUUUAGUUUUUAUUGUCUCUGAAUAUUCAGAAAAGAUGAACAGCAUUCUGCAUAGGGAAGUUCUUAUCGAAAGCUAGCUUUAAAGAAUCAAGAAACAGAGAGAAAGACAUUCCAAAAUGAGAAAAAAAACAACAAGAAUGCCCCAGAGAGAAAACUAAGAGUAUCAAAGAACGUGAUAAAAAGAGUUGAAACCCCCUCCCAAAUCGCUUCCCAGCGUGUGUAAAUAUUUUGUACCUUGGCAGAGAACGAAAGAGAGAAAAUGAAGAAUUUAUGUUAUGUAUUGGUGCUUCCAAGUCUUGUUGAGGGUGGACACAAAAGUGAUGAUCUACUUUAUUCUAUUAUUGUAAUAUUUUUUGUUCUUGUUACUCCGAACAACACUGUGUGUCUCCCAUUUAUUAUUGCUAUUAUUGCUACACAUUAAUUGUUUACUGAAAAAAUUAGGAAAUUUACAAUAAAAUUGAGAAUACAAGGAGAUAAGAGAAAGCGUAAUUUAUGUAAAUUGUAAAGAUACAUAAUUUCGAGAGAGAUAGAGAAAGAGAGGAGUUAGGCAUAGACCACGAUAUCGAUCGAUUUAUAAAUAUUAACAUAUGCAUACCACUUACAUAUCCCUUCUACUUUAUAUUAUAAUAAAUAUUGUAUCAAAAUA